AUGGUAGAUGGAGGUGCAUCAAUCAAUCUACUCUUUUACAGACUAUCAGUGAAGAUGGGUAAAACAGAGAAAGAUCUAAUUCCAAUGCGUCUUACAGUCACCAAUUUCGCUGGAGGCAUCACUACGACCCAUGUGAUACUAGAUGUGGAUGUCAUAGUAGGAACCAAGAAGUUGAAGAUUGCAUUCUUUGUGGUAGACACCACUUCUACCACUUACAAUGCAUUACUUGGGAGGGACUGGAUCCACCAGAGCCUACGAUCUAUUGGUAGCCUUUUGGUUCAAGAGAACAAGGAAGUAAAGGAGCGGCCAGUCUACUACCUGAGCAGAACUCUAAUAGAAGUGGAAAGAAAAUAUUCUGUGAUUGAGAGGCUAUGUCUGGCUUUGUACUUCACCGCUAGAAAACUCAGACAUUACAUGUUACCCUUUACCAUCUACAUCAUUGCCAAGACAGACUUCAUCAAGUACAUGAUGACAAGAUCAAUGCGGAGAGGCAAAAUUUUUAAAUGGACUCUGGCCUUGUCAGAAUUUGUCUUCCGCUAUGUUCCUCAGAAAGCUAUCAAAGGACAAGCUGUAUCAGAUUUUCUAGCAGAUCUUCCAGGGGAAGAGAUUGAGAACAUGGAUUCCAUGGAUAUAGCCAAUGUAGAUCUGUUAUGUAGAGCUCAUACUUACCUCAAUAAUCCCUUAUACUCGGUCCAUCUCACCCCAUGGAAGCUGUAUUUUGAUGGAUCUAAAACCGACCUCGCCUCUGACACAGGAAUUGUUUUAAAAGAUCCAUUGGGAAUCAAGCACUGUUAUUCAUUCCAGCUAGACUUUCUAUGCACCAACAACAGAGUAGAGUACGAGGCUUUGAUCAUUGGCCUUGAGAUGCUGAUAGAAUUAGGAGUACAGUAUGUGGAAAUCCAAGGAGAUUAUGUGCUUGUUCUAAAGCAGAUUACAGGAGAAUACAAGUGUUUAAAUCCUUCUCUAGUAGUUUAUUUCGUGGCAGCUAGAAACCUCUUGGUGGAAUUCAGGGAGGCUACUUGGUAA
Molecule: messenger RNA, 1026 nt
Organism: Prunus dulcis (almond)
Lineage: Eukaryota; Viridiplantae; Streptophyta; Magnoliopsida; Rosales; Rosaceae
Exons: 2
Coding region: 1-1026 (341 amino acids)
Molecular function (GO): RNA-DNA hybrid ribonuclease activity; nucleic acid binding
Source: RefSeq, a predicted model, not a curated record